Molecule: messenger RNA, 1621 nt
Organism: Oncorhynchus nerka (sockeye salmon)
Lineage: Eukaryota; Metazoa; Chordata; Actinopteri; Salmoniformes; Salmonidae
Product: shiftless antiviral inhibitor of ribosomal frameshifting protein homolog
Exons: 9
Coding region: 185-1138 (317 amino acids)
Biological process (GO): innate immune response; viral translational frameshifting
Molecular function (GO): ribosome binding; sequence-specific mRNA binding
Source: RefSeq, a predicted model, not a curated record
AUCUGACAUUGUAUUGUUCCAAUAUCCCAGUGGUUUUGAACGCGCCAUCUUAUCAAAGUGAAAGUUGUUAACGUUAGUCAACACACUGCAACUGCAGCGCUACAAGGAAAUAUAUCGAUUGUGGCAAAAUAUGUUGCUAUAGAACGACAUAUGCAAGGGUAGAAAAAGCCUAGACGAUAACAAAAUGAGCUGUCUGCAAGAUGAAUUUGAGCUGGAGAAAAGUGUCCGGCGGUUCAGGGAGACAUUCCAUGGAAAGAUAGCGGUGGAAAAGGCAACCUUACUGAUGAGACGCUAUGCCAACAAACAUCAAAUGGUCACCUGGGCAGUUAUACUGAAGAAAGGCAACGAGCUGGAUGAUGAGGACAGAAAAUGCUUACAGACGGAUCAGGCAGUCAAGAAUGUGGUGCAGAGACUCACAGCUGAGGACAGGGAACCUCAGGUCCCUCCUGCACAACAGCCCCGAGGUAGCAGACAGCCUGAAGACGAUAAUGAUAUCAAGGAGCUGGGAGAGCGUCUGCGGGUCCUGCCUCUCACUGAGAAGAACAAGAGAAUGUUUGAUAAUGCCCAGCGCCACCUCACCCCCUCUGUCCUGCACCAGUUUGCCUGCCAGACCUGUGACAAGGACUGGUGGCGUCGGGUACCCCAGAGGAAGAGGGUAUCUCGCUGUCACCUGUGCAAGAAGAAAUAUGACCCUGUCCCUUAUGACAAAAUGUGGGGUAUUGGAGAGUUCUGCUGCACCAAAUGCACACGCACCUUCAGGGGCUUUGGGAGGAUGGAUUUGGGCUCCCCCUGCUACUCCUGCCGAACUCUGGUGAUCCCAACAGAGAUUCUUCCUCCACGCAAGGGAGGGGUAGGAGGAGCAGGACCCAGAAAACCUAUCCCACACAGCUGCCUCGCUGAGGACUGUUACAACAGACAAGAGCCCCAUGUUCCUGGGACAGAGUGUGUCCACCCCCGCAGUCGCCAGAGGAACAGGAAGCCUCGCGUGGUCAAUCCCAGCUCCGUCCACAUCAGCUCCGGCUCCACCGUCAACACCUGCCUGAGCCAAGGAAGCCUGGAGAACCUGUACGACCUCAUCAUGGAUGACAUCAGAGAGGAGAGUGAAGAGGACAACAGUAGUGGUAGCAGCAGCAGCUAGAGCAGCACUGAUGUUACCAGUGACCAACAGUCGUGAGCAGCUUCCAUGCUUCCCCAAUUGUGCUUCCAACGAUCAGGAUAUGAUCACUUUUCUUAGGUUCACAUUCAGUGUAAGGAUGGCAUCUCAUAGGCCUACUGACAUAGUAUUGGUUGUACUUUCCUUUCAUUUUUAAAAACCAUGAAAAUACCGCUCAAUAUUCACAACAGUCAGAUGAUAUAAGUGAGAUGAUAUAACUAGUUUCAUGUUUUGCUUUUGUCUUUGUUUAUGCUUCUUGAAGUGUUGCCACGUGUUGUUGCUGUUGCUUUGUUAAUGUCUGAAUGAUAAGGGGAGAUUGACCGCACUGGCUACUGCCCAUAAUCCUGACUUUACUUUUGGUUAUCUAUUCAGGAGAUACCUUUCUAGUAAUGUGUGUGUUCAAAUAGAUUUGUCAUAUCAACUUGAACAAGAAUAUAUUAUAGAACACAAAUAAUGCAUUUUGUCCCC